Messenger RNA from Xyrauchen texanus (razorback sucker), 2029 nucleotides. RefSeq lists its product as uncharacterized. Gene Ontology annotation, molecular function: nucleotide binding. Lineage: Eukaryota; Metazoa; Chordata; Actinopteri; Cypriniformes; Catostomidae. The record is from RefSeq and is a predicted model, not a curated record. The transcript has 14 exons.
UAAGUGCGCAGGUGGACGAAUCUUCACGUCCUUGCUUUGCUCUUGCGUCACCUAAACGUCAUCGCUCAAACGUAAACAAGGAAGUAAUGCACUGUGAAAGAGCUGAGCGCUCCAGUCUUCUGAAGCAGGCAUUGUCAGUCUACACUGUCUUUGUGUUUUUACUAAUAUUCAUUUAUGUAAUUACGCGUUACAUUUGUAAUCCUACACAUCAUAAGUAUUCACCUAUAAUGGCAUCACCUGUGGAUGUUAUCGUGGUUGGAGCUGGUAACAGAGGGACAAACUAUUCUGACUAUGCUGUGAUUUAUCCUAACCGCAUGCGGGUAGUUGGAAUUGCUGAUCCAAAAGAUUUCGCUCGAAAGAAACUGCAGCUGCGACACAAAGUAUCCGAUGAAAACUCAUAUGAUGAUUGGCGUUGUAUAGCAAAGAGAGAGAAGUUUGCUGAUGCUGUUUUGAUCUGCACUCCUGAUCGCCUUCACAAGGACCCUGCUGUGGCUUUAGCUAAGAAAGGCUACCACAUAUUGCUGGAGAAACCAAUGGCUGUUAUUGAGGAAGACUGUUCUGAGAUUGUUUAGACCUGCAUUCAGAGUGGUGUCAUGCUCGCAGUGUGCCAUGUUCUCCAAUACGAUCCUGUCAUCCACAAAAUAAAAGUGCUCAUUGACAGCGGAGCGAUAGGAGAUGUUAUCCACAUUCAACAUUUGGAACCGGUGGGUUUCUAUCAUUUUGCUCACUCCUUCGUCAGAGGAAACUGGAGAAACAAGGCAGAAAGCUCUUUUGCUCUGUUAGCCAAGUCUUGCCAUGAUUUGGAUCUGAUUAACCAUUGGGUUGGGGGACGAAGGUGUAUCAAAAUUUCAUCCUUUGGGUCCCUUAGCCACUUCAGAAAAGAGAACAAGCCAGCUGGGGCUGCAAAUCGUUGUUUAGACUGUCCUAUAGAAGAGGAAUGUGCAUACUCUGCAAAAAAAAUCUACUUGGAUCGAGUGAAAAAAGGGAUUGUUGGCUGGCCAGUCUCAGUGAUUUGUUCCAACUCAAUUCCUGAUAUUGAAUCUGUAACUGAAGCUCUCAGAACAGGACCUUAUGGCCGCUGCGUCUAUGAAUGUGAUAAUGAUGUGUGCUCAAAUCAGGUGGUAAACAUGGAAUUUGAAGGUGGUUUGACUGCUGCUUUUACCAUGGUAGCGUUUACAGAAGAAAUAUGUCUACGCAGAACAAGCAUCUAUGGUAGUAAGGGGGAACUGACAUAUGAUGGACAUGAAAUCAAAGUGUUUGACUUCCUCACUAAUAAGAUCACAAAGCACACAGCAGACAUGGAAGUGCCUGGUGAUUUUGGUAAAGGAGGUCACGGGGUUGCGGAUUAUCACCUUAUCAACUCGUUCACUGCAGCUGUCAUGCAUAAGGAUCCAACUAUGAUUCGGUCAGGUCCUAUGGAGACACUAGCAAGUCAUAGACUGGUGUUUGCGGCUGAGCGUGCCCGUUUGGAAAACAGAGUUGUGAUCUGUGAUGAGCAGAAGAGCUGAUUAAUGUAUAUAAAACACUAAAUAUGAAAUAUAUUUCAUAAUCCUCUUCAUAAUCAAAUUAGUCUGUUUGUGAUGUAUAUUCUCUUGUGAUUUAUUUUUUUUUUUUAAUGAACCAGUGAAGGAAAAUAGGCUUUAUUUUCAAUAUAUUCAUGUUUGUUUUAUUGAAAAAUCUAAAUAAUUAUAAUAACACUGAACUGAAUCAUAUUUCUCAUGUUUAAUGUAACCGAUAGUUAAAUGUAUCCUUAAAUAAAUGAUCCAGAUUUAUUCAUUUGAACCACUGACAUGCUGACAUGAACCACUGACAUGCCUAGUAAUUGUUUACUAUUUUUAUCAAAAUAACUAGUUAUGAGAACAUUUAUAAAAGUUAAUAAUGCGGGGUUAUAAACUAACAAGAAUAAAAUAAUUACAUGUCUUAUCAUUUUGUACAAUAAGACUAAUUAGAAGUUUUUUAUUUGGUGCCGUCCACAAUUUGAGAAAAAUAUGUAUUUUACAUAAUCAAAGACAAAUAAAAUUCAGGUUUU